GGCUGGAGGAAGCAGCAAAAAGCAGAUGUGGCUGCACCAAACCCGCACUGUCCUCGACUCGCACCCGCUGGGAGCCCCUGACAGCAGCGGCCGAGAGGAGCCCCAGGUCCAGGCAUGCAGAUUCCAGUGGUUCUCCUUUUCCUGGGCCUCUUAACUGUCCCAAGCAGAACCCAGAACUCAGCUACUGAGCAGAACUCUGCCACAGCUGAUGGAGCCAAUGCUGGCGAGGAAGAGGAAGAUCCAUUCUACAAGAGCCCUGUGAACAAGCUGGCAGCUGCAGUCUCCAACUUUGGCUACGACCUGUACCGCCAGCAGUCCAGCCGGACAGCCACCGCCAACGUGCUGCUGUCUCCCUUCAGCCUGGCUACUGCACUUUCUAGUCUCUCACUUGGGGCUGGAGAACGAACUGAAAAUGUGAUUUCUCGCGCCCUCUUCUACGAUCUCCUCAACAAAGCUGAGGUCCACGACACCUACAAGGACCUCCUGAGCAGUGUGGCUGGGCCAGAGAAGAGCAUGAAAAGUGCCUCCCGGAUCAUCUUGGAGAAAAGACUCAGGGCAAGGCCUGGGUUUCACAGCCAGCUCGAGAAGUCCUACAAGAUGCGACCGAGGGCACUGAGUGGUAACACCCAGUUAGACCUCCAAGAAAUCAACAGCUGGGUCCGACAGCAGACUAAGGGAAGGAUUAUGAGGUUCAUGAAGGACAUGCCCACAGAUGUCAGCAUUCUCCUUGCUGGGGCUGCUUUCUUCAAGGGGACAUGGAAAACCAAGUUUGACACCAAGAAGACUGCCCUGAAGGACUUCCACCUGGAUGAGGACAGAACUGUGAAGGUGUCCAUGAUGUCAGACCCCAAAGCCAUCCUGAGAUAUGGUUUUGACUCAGAACUCAACUGCAAGAUUGCCCAGCUGCCCCUGACAGAGGGGAUCAGUGCCAUGUUCUUCCUGCCCACAAAGGUGACCCAGAACAUGACUCUGAUUGAGGAAAGUCUCACCUCAGAGUUUGUGCACGAUGUGGACAAGGAGCUGAAGACGGUCCACGCUGUGCUAAGCCUGCCCAAACUAAAGCUGAACUACGAAGAGGCACUUGGCAGCACACUAAAGGAGACAAGGCUCCAAUCACUUUUCACAUCACCUGACUUCUCCAAGAUUUCUGCCAAACCUCUGAGAUUAUCUCAUGUGCAACACAAGGCAAUGCUGGAGCUUAGUGAGGAUGGGGAAAGAUCCACACCAAACCUCGAGGCCAAUGCUGCUCGUCUGACCUUCCCCAUAGAAUACCACGUGGACAAACCUUUCCUUCUUGUACUGAGGGAUGAUACCACUGGAACCCUCCUCUUCAUUGGCAAGAUCCUGGAUCCCAGGGGUGUUUAGAUCCCUGCACAAUAAUCUGCAAUGGUAGGGCCCAAAUGGAAAGGGUGAUAUUGGGAGGGAUAUUGGCUCCCUGCUCUGCUGCACAAAGACACAACUUGCAAAUCUUACGCCUUCAUGCUGCAAUAAAAGAGCUUUUGCUAUUAA
Molecule: messenger RNA, 1509 nt
Organism: Corvus hawaiiensis (hawaiian crow)
Lineage: Eukaryota; Metazoa; Chordata; Aves; Passeriformes; Corvidae
Gene: SERPINF1
Product: serpin family F member 1
Exons: 8
Coding region: 115-1365 (416 amino acids)
Biological process (GO): positive regulation of neurogenesis; negative regulation of endopeptidase activity; negative regulation of angiogenesis
Molecular function (GO): serine-type endopeptidase inhibitor activity
Source: RefSeq, a predicted model, not a curated record